Molecule: messenger RNA, 1563 nt
Organism: Penicillium chermesinum
Lineage: Eukaryota; Fungi; Ascomycota; Eurotiomycetes; Eurotiales; Aspergillaceae
Exons: 7
Coding region: 1-1563 (520 amino acids)
Molecular function (GO): oxidoreductase activity
Source: RefSeq, a predicted model, not a curated record
AUGUACCUUGCCAUCAUGCAAAUAUACUACUUCGCUGUCUUGGCAGGCUUGGCCGACUGGGCGACUGCUCAUAUUCCUCAUUACCCCAGAGCACAGGAGGGCACCUGCAAGAAGACCACCGUCGCAAUUCUAGGUGGGGGAGUGGCUGGUAUUACUGCUGCUCAAGCUUUGUCGAAUGCUUCUGUCCACGACUUUGCUAUAAUCGAAUAUAGAGAUACACUGGGCGGUCGAGCCUGGCAUGAACCGUUCGGCAAGAACAAAGAUGGGAAGCCAUACAUCAUCGAGAUGGGCGCCAAUUGGGUCCAAGGCCUUGGGAACCCUGGUGGGCCUCAAAAUCCCAUUUGGGAGCUGGCCCAGAAAUACAACUUGAAGACCCAUUAUUCAAACUACGAUAAUGUUUCAACGUACAAUCAGCAUGGCUAUUCUGACUACAGUCAUCUUCUGGACGAAUCGGCCGCUGCGACCGACAUUGCAAGUGCAAAAGCGGGAGAGAUCCUCCGAAAUAAUCUCCAAGACCAGACAGCCCAAACCGGACUUGCGCUAGGUGGUUGGAAUCCCAAAAAACAUGACAUGGAAGCCCAAGCAUCGAAUUUCUCUCCGCUUGAGAGCUCUCUGGUGUUUGGCAUGGCUAGUACAAAUUUCACAUCGAAUACAUUCAGCGAUCACGAUAAUUUUGUCUUUGAUCAACGCGGUUUCAACACGAUCUUCCUGAGCGAAGCUGCCACUUUUUUGAAGAAGGACGACCCACGCGUCCACCUAAACACGCAGGUCGUCGACAUUGCAUACUCCGACGAGGGAGUUACGAUCCAUAACAAAGAUGGCAGCUGCAUUACAGCAGCCUAUGCCGUCUGCACUUUCUCGCUCGGCGUUCUCCAGAACAACGCUUGGAAGCAAACCGCGAUCCAGAAGUUUGCCAUGGGGACCUACACCAAGAUCUUCAUGCAAUUCAAUGAGACCUUUUGGCCUGAGAAUACCCAGUACUUCCUAUAUGCCGACCCUCUCCAGCGAGGCUGGUAUCCGAUCUUCCAGUCUCUCUCCAUGCCCGAGUUCAUCCCCGAAUCCAACAUUCUCUUUGUGACGGUGACGAACGAGCUCGCCUGGCGCGCCGAGCGCCAAUCGGACGAGCACACCAGAGGAGAAAUCAUGGAUGUUCUCCGCAAAAUGUUCCCUGAGAAGACGAUUCCCGAGCCAACGGCUUUCCUGUAUCCCAGAUGGAGCACCGAGCCGUGGGCUUACGGCAGCUACUCGAACUGGCCCCCUGCGACAUCACUAGAGGAGCACGAGAAUCUGCGCGCUAAUACUGGCAGACUGUGGUUCGCCGGAGAGGCGACUAGCCCGACUUAUUUUGGAUUCUUGCAGGGUGCGUGGUAUGAAGGCCGUGAUGCGGGUAGACAGAUCGCAGCGAUUAUGCAGAAUCGCUGUGUCCACGUGAACUCGACUAAGCUGCGUGAAUGUGGGCCUAGGCGGCACUAUGCCAUCCUGCACGGUACUUCACCAUUUAAAGAUUAUGCGGCCGUGAACGGCUGGGGUGGAAACAGCUUUUUGGAUACGAAUCCUGAGUAG